Molecule: messenger RNA, 387 nt
Organism: Saccostrea cuccullata (small rock oyster)
Lineage: Eukaryota; Metazoa; Mollusca; Bivalvia; Ostreida; Ostreidae
Exons: 2
Source: RefSeq, a predicted model, not a curated record
CAUUGAAUUGGAUUCUUGAACCAGAGCCAUGUGAACCUGGUCCACCUGUACCUCUUAUUGAAGACCUGUUAACAUCACCAGAGUAUGUUCAUUCUGAUACCCCUAUGGUAUGGUUACAGCAUGCAUUAUCCCUGAAUCCAUUAAAAGAGCUGCAUUGGCAACGAAACAACCCAAUGUGGUCGAUUGUAAGGAAAUAUAGCAUAUCAGCUUCCAACUUUGGUGCAGUUCUCAGUUCUAAGCAAAGGCGAUUGACAUUGUCACUGAAGAAACAGCUGAUGUCGGCUUACAAUCUGGAGUCCAUCAAGGCUGUUGCAUGGGGUAUCACUCAUGAAGAUGAUGCUUUGAGAAAGUAUGAAAAGGACUUAGAUGCAGCUGUAGAGCAGUCAG